Saccostrea cuccullata (small rock oyster) is the source of this 699-nucleotide messenger RNA. RefSeq names its product dynein light chain Tctex-type 5-B-like. Gene Ontology annotation, biological process: microtubule-based movement. Gene Ontology annotation, cellular component: cytoplasm; cytoplasmic dynein complex. NCBI's taxonomy places the organism in Eukaryota, Metazoa, Mollusca, Bivalvia, Ostreida, Ostreidae. Gene Ontology annotation, molecular function: dynein intermediate chain binding. The record is from RefSeq and is a predicted model, not a curated record. The coding region runs from base 1 to 699 and encodes 232 amino acids. The transcript is spliced from 2 exons.
AUGGAAGCAAGUGAAAAGUUAACCAUACAGGCCCUGAAGGCGCACGACAAAGUCCAUCCAAAAUUUAAGUCUGCUGGCCGAAAUCUGAAACAAAAGAGCAGGGCUUCUCUCUUAUCCUCUCCUGAAGAUCCAAAUGAUGUAAAAAAUAAACAGGAUGAAGGGAGCAACAGUCGUAGAAGUAGGACCCUGUCCACCAGCUCCCAGUCUAAGAAGUCUGAGCCCCCGGCUCCAAGGCGCUCCGGUAUUACCUUCUUCCGUAUAGUCGCCGCUACACGCGCAUGGCAACGUCUUGCUAAGAAGAAGAGUAGCCAAGCGGCUGCUUCCAGCAAACCCCAAGUUCGUCUGGAAAACACGUACAAGUUGGAACCGGAGGACAGUAAAAUAUUUAUACCUAAAAACGCUGAAAAAAUCAUUCAGGAAAUAUUUGAUUCCAGACUGCAACUAGUAAAAUACGAUUCUGUACGAAGUAAACUCCUUGCAAAAGAUCUGGCAACGGUCAUAAACAAGAAAAUCAAAGACUUGGAAAUUCCUCGUUACAAGACUGUAAGUUCUGUGACAAUUGUUGAAAACAAAGGUCAAGGACUCAAAGUCGCCACACGGUGUAUCUGGAAUACCGCCACAGACAAUUAUGCCACAUACACCUAUACCAACCAAUCACUGAUCGCGAUCGGUCACGUGCACGCUGUAUAUUUUGAAUGA